Messenger RNA from Cladophialophora psammophila CBS 110553, 1710 nucleotides. RefSeq lists its product as uncharacterized. The record is from RefSeq and is a predicted model, not a curated record. The transcript has a single exon. Bases 1 to 1710 code for a protein of 569 amino acids. NCBI's taxonomy places the organism in Eukaryota, Fungi, Ascomycota, Eurotiomycetes, Chaetothyriales, Herpotrichiellaceae.
AUGGCCGUCAUCGAAUUCCUCGAGCGUCGCAUAUACCACGAUGACCCGCCUGACCUCCAGUCGCGGGUGGCUACGAACCCAACCCUGAUCGUGUCUUGGUGGUGCACAUUGUUUGCCCUCACAGCCAUCCUGAUUCGUGUCCUUGGACGAUGGGUGCGCACCGAGAGACUGUUUCGGGAAGAUAAGAUCAUGUUCUAUAGCAUCAUUCCCCUUAUGAUCCGCAUGGGUCUGGUUCAUGUCAUUCUAAUCUGGGGGACCAACAACACAAAAACCGAGGGGCUGACAUCUUUACAAAUACACCACCGCGAGAUUGGAAGCAGAUUGGUCCUGGCGGCGCGAAUAUUCUACGCCGCAUUUAUUUGGAUCGCCAAACUCACCGUUCUCGAGUUCCUCAAGCGCCUCAUUGGGAAGUCGUGGGCCAAGUCGUACGAAGUCGGACUCCGGUUCAUCUAUGGCUUUCUGGCUGUCACUUUUAUUGCCGUCGUUAUUGGCACCCUGUCCGAAUGUCAACCUUUCUCGCACUACUGGCAGGUCGUCCCGGAUCCGGGCUCUCAUUGUCGAGAAGGGUUGGUGCAACUAAUUGUCAUGGGGGCGUGCGACAUCGUCUCUGACGUGGUCCUUAUUGUCUUUCCCAUCCCCUUGGUCUGGCAAUCCUCGAUGCGCGUCCGAAAGAAGAUCUCUCUCGUCCUCCUCUUUCUCCUAUCAACCAUCCUCAUCGCCAUAACCGCUUAUCGAGUUCCUUCCACCAUCUCACGCCGCUCGUCGCAGCAGUACCGAUCGCUAUUGGCGUCACUGGAAAUUCUGGCCGCUGCAGGAGUAUCCAAUUCUAUUGUCAUCGGCAGCUUCAUCCGUGACAGAGGUGUGAAGAAGGCUAAAUUCAGAGCAGCGUCCUUCGAUGACGCUAGUUCCCUAGGUCGACAACCUACAAGAGCCCGGACUGUGUCCGUUACCCAACACCAUUGGGGCUCUGAUGAAGAUCUCGCCAGGGGUGUUGGCGUGUCGCUACCCCCAGUACUGCGCCGCGGGACGUAUAUGGAACAGACCCCUCGUUUGGCCGAGGUGGCUGUGGUGGCAGUUCCCCAAAAAGCCUCUAAUAUCAACAUCGAGCAUGGCGACCAAAUCCGACAUGCUCCGUUCAAAUCAAGGUGGAAUUUUGCAGAAGCGUCCCGCAGCCGCCGAAAGUCCUCCUUAGAUACCCUCAGCAGCACCUCAACGGCCGACAUUAAACUCCGCGAUCUAAAACUCCAACUAGAGGAACCGCGCGAAGACGCAGGUGGCAGCGAGUACGCGGAACCAGACACUCCAAGCAGAAUGGGCUUCUUCGACGUCGGAGGCCUCGUCGAUCAACCACCCAGUGAAUCACCAAUCUCUCGCUCCCGCCAAGCAUCCAUCCAAGAAGUUUCCCGUCGCCUGUCGCAGCCCCACCAGCACGGAGUCAGGUCCGGUUCGAAAGCCUUCCUUUCGGACAUCGGUGGUCUUCUAUCUCGACCAUUACGGAUACGCGAAGAGGAGGAGCUUCAUUCCACGUCGACAGCGUCGCCGAGACAGACAAGUAGCCCCGGUCGUUCGCCUAUGAGGUCGGAGAAGAAGAAGUCGUCAAAUCGAAAUCGCUUCCCUUCGCAGCAGGAGGAUAUAUUCCCCGAUCGACCGGCGAGGCCGAGUGGACCCGAUGAUUUGAGUAUCUCGGACGCUGGUGGGUUAUUACGAUGA